AAGAUGAGAAGAAACAAAGAGGCUACACUUCAGCUUUUAUAAACUCUAGAGAGAUUAUUUAGCGAACACGACACAACUCCUGCCUUUAUUCAUUAUAUCCUGGCUCUUGACUGUCAAUUCCUCUGUGAAAGCGAUCAGGAAUAGCGGACUUUUAACGUGUUCAUAUGUAAACAGGUCUGAUUGAGGAGAGAAAUCAAGAUGUCCAAACGAGAGAAAAAAAAAACAAUCAUUCAAGACAAAAGACAGAAAAUGUUUCACCUGCACUCAGUGUGGAAAGAGUCUGGCAAACAAAGAGAAUCUCAAGAGUCACAUGAUGAUCCACACUGGAGAGAAACCAUUCACAUGUUCUCAGUGUGGGAAGAGUUUCAGUCAAUCAGGAAACCUUAAAAAUCACAUGAGGAUCCACACUGGAGAGAAACCAUUCACAUGUUCUCAGUGUGGAACGAGUCUGGCAAACAAAGAUACUCUCAAGAAUCACAUGAGGAUCCACACUGGAGAGAAACCAUUUACAUGUUCUCAGUGUGGGAAGAGUUUCAGUCUAUCAGGAAACUUUAAUAAUCACAUGUUGAUCCACACUGGAGAGAAAACGCACAAAUGUGAUCAAUGCUGCAAAACAUUUUUGAUGCUUUCAGGGCUGAAGAAACACCUUACAGUUCAUGCAAAGGAGAAGCCUUAUUCAUGCUCUGUGUGUGGAAAGAGUUAUAGUUGUAAAUAUAAUUUUAAAAAGCAUGAGAAGAUCCACACCAGUGUGAAAGAGUAUAUGUGCUUUGAGUGUGAGAGAACUUUUUUUACAUCUAGAGAAUUAAAACGACACGAGAGCAUUCACACUGGAGAGAAACCUUACAAGUGUUCACACUGCGACAAGAAAUUCAGACUGUUAUCACAAUUGAAAAUACAUGAGAGGAUUCACACUGGAGAGAAACCGUACAAGUGUUCACACUGUGACAAAAGAUUCAUUACAUUAGGGGAGCUGAGAAGACAUGAGAGGUUUCACACUGGAGAGAAACCAUACAAGUGUUCACACUGUGAUAAAAGAUUCGUUACAUUAGGGGAGCUGAAAAAACAUGAGAGGAUUCACACUGGAGAGAAACCUUACAAGUGUUCACAUUGCGACAAGGCAUUCCGUGUGUUAGAAGUUCUGAAAAGUCAUGAGAGGAUUCACACUGGAGAGAAACCGUACAAGUGUUCAGACUGUGACAUGAGAUUCAGUCGUUCCGGAAAUCUGAGAAAACAUGAGAGAAGGACUCAUGUUUGAGGUAAACCUUACCUCUGAAAUCCAAUCCGGCACCCAUUUUGUCAGCUCCCCAUUUUCAGAGGGUAAUGAAAAACAUUUGUGCUUACCUAUGGCUCGCAUAUACUCAACAAAAAUAAUAACGAAACACUUAUUUUUGCUUCCAUUUUUCAUGAGCUGAGUUUAAAGAUCUAAAUUUGAAAGAAGAAAAAACAUGCAGUGUUGCUGGUCCUCCAGGAACGUGGUUAAGAAACACUGAUCUAAAGAUUCUCUACCAUUAGCCAUCUCAAAAGGGGUUUUAUAGACUAUGACCAUACAUCCAACCGGCCUCACAACCCCAUGACCAUGUGUAACCACACCAGCCCAGGACUUCCACAUUCAGUAUCUUCUCCACUAAGAUCAGGGGUGCUCAAAAUCAGUCCUGGAGGGCCGGUGUCUUGCAGAAUUUAGCUUCAACUUGCCUCAACACACCUGACAGGAAGUUUCUAGAAGGCCUAGUUAAAGCUUGAUUAGCUGGUUCAAGUGUGUCUAAUUGGGUUUGGAGCUAAACUCUGCAGGACAAAAGCCCUUCAGGAUCGAAUUUGGGCACCCCUGACCAAGAUGGUCUGAGAUCAUUCAAAUGGACAGCUGCUGCAACAAUCAGUUAACAGAACCAAAUAAUUUCCACACAGACUGUUAGAAAUCAACUCAAGGAAGCUUAUCUGCAUGCUCAAUAUCCUCAUUAAUAUUUUACUGUGCAAAUGCUCACAUUCGAUGGCACCUAGUGCUUUGGAGAGGAGUUCUCUUCACAGAUGAACUCUGGUUUUCAGUGUACAGGACAAACUGGCAGACAACAUAUGUGGUGUCAAGUUGGUGUAGGUGUGCUGUGGUCAAAGUGGUAUGAUACAUACCUGUCAACCCUCCAUUUUUUUCCAGAAUUCUCCCAUAUUGGACUAUUCUAUACCUCUAUCAUCCCGUUUAAGUAUUUCCCAGUAUUUCUCCCAUAUUUUUAAUCUUUCUAUAAAGAAAUUCCCACUAUACACAUAUGUUUGCUACUUCCAACUGCAGGCAGAUCAUUCACUUGACCGGCAAACAAGAAGAAUAGUAGAAGACAAAAUAGUAGUAUAAGAAGAUAAACAAAUAGCAGUAGAAGAAGAACAGCAUACCGAGGAUGGAGGAAUGCAAGAGUGUUGACCUUGGAGUGCCUGUUAAAAAAAGGUGAAAAGGUUGUGUAAAUAUCUCUACCAGUGGGAGGAGGCUUUCUCAUGUAUAUAAGAAGAGCAAGUUCGGGACAUGUCACGCUUAUAAAGUUUGUUGUACAGACUUUAGUAUAUCGCACGAGGAAAGAGUUAUUUGAGCCAGCACGAGAAG
Messenger RNA from Danio aesculapii, 2581 nucleotides. Its product is annotated as gastrula zinc finger protein XlCGF7.1-like. Bases 311 to 1255 code for a protein of 314 amino acids. Gene Ontology annotation, molecular function: DNA-binding transcription factor activity; RNA polymerase II cis-regulatory region sequence-specific DNA binding. Lineage: Eukaryota; Metazoa; Chordata; Actinopteri; Cypriniformes; Danionidae. The transcript is spliced from 2 exons. The record is from RefSeq and is a predicted model, not a curated record. Gene Ontology annotation, biological process: regulation of transcription by RNA polymerase II.